AGUUUGUCUCUGUCGCCUACCGUAGUGACGUCUUGUCAAAACAAGAAACAGGCUGCUAGUGAUUACAGCCGGAUAGUUGGUUCAAACUUGGCUUAAUAGCUGACUUUUAACAUAAUGUCUCAGGAUGCCUGGUUACAAAAUUAUGAUGCCACUUGCCGCUUGGCACAGGAAAUAGCUGAAAACAUCCAUGAACGGAACAGACAACAGAGAACGGGGGGGAACCCUGCAAAGAUAAACAUGACGCUACGGGCUUCACUUCAGAAGCUGAAACAAAAUAUCGCUCAGCUCAAGGAGGGCUUGUUGCGGGCAUCCUCAUCUCGCCGCAUAAUGCAGUCCGAAGCUGACAGAAGGCAGAACCUCAUUGAUGACCUGCUAACCAGAGAGAAGCAGCUAAAUGCAACUUUCAAGGGCGAUAUUACAGAGUCUGAACCCUCCAGGUCCACAUUGAUGGCUGGAGGAGCAGGAGCCAGUGGAGGCACUUCAGCCAACCCUUGGCUGAUCAACGAAUCGGAGGAGACCAAGGGGCUGACCUUCGGAGAGAUUAAACAGCAGCAACAACGAGUCAUUGAGGCUCAGGAUGCAGGCUUGGAUGCACUAGCAGCUGUCAUCAGCCGACAGAAGAUAAUGGGCCAGGAGAUUGGAAAUGAACUGGAUGAACAGAAUGAAAUUGUUGACGACCUUGCACAUCUUGUGGACACGACAGAUAACAGGAUUCGUAAUGAAACACGAAGGGUGAAGCUGGUGGAGACGAAGUCAGCCUCUUGCGGGAUGCUGGUAGUGAUCGUACUACUUCUUAUAGCCAUUAUAGUGAUUGCUGCGUGGCCUGUGUGAUGAAGACAGCAGUGAUCAUGGACCCAUGUCGGACAGCAACAAUGAAAGUCUGGAGCAGAAUUUAAUCAGCACUGACAUCAAACAGACAGACCCUCAUUUAAGCAGAUUUAUCAUACUUGUUCUUCACAUUUAGACACAGGUCAUUUUGGGCUAUCUAAUCAAGGAGAAGUGGGAAAAAAAAGACUUUAACGCCACAGACAAAUGUUUUUAUUCAGUAUGUCACUCUUGGGUUUCAGGGUAUAUGUAACCUUCAAAAGACAUUUACUUUCUUUUUUUGUGGGUGUAAAUUGUUUAAUAGAUAUUCAAUUGUCUUACUAAUAAAUUAGUAAAUCAUCAAACUCUUAAAUUAUUUGGAGACUUGUAAGGAUUUUGAAAAAGAUUUCUUUUACUGCCUGAACUGUGGGGAAUGUUGACCUAACAGUAGGACCUCCCGCAGGCAACGGGGACUUUUCUUUCAUAAGCCUGUCUGUGGUUGGGCUGAGGUUUGCACUGGAUACAGUAAUUCUGCAAGCUUUGCAAUAUUCACACUCACUUAUAUUUACCCAUUUAUUACUGUAGCAGCUGUAAUGUUAUCAUUUUGUUUGGAUUUUGUAAUGUUUAUAGAAUAGCUCAUAGCCAAAACAAACAGCUCAGCUGUGUUACUAACAUGGCUCUUUUCCUUCCCUGUAAAUCAAUUCAGCUUGUAAUUUCUAAUAAAUGACAUUUCCAUUUUAUAGUG
Oreochromis aureus is the source of this 1549-nucleotide messenger RNA. It is a transcript of the gene stx8, whose product is annotated as syntaxin 8. The record is from RefSeq and is a predicted model, not a curated record. The transcript has 8 exons. Lineage: Eukaryota; Metazoa; Chordata; Actinopteri; Cichliformes; Cichlidae. Gene Ontology annotation, biological process: vesicle fusion; intracellular protein transport. Gene Ontology annotation, cellular component: endomembrane system; SNARE complex. Gene Ontology annotation, molecular function: SNARE binding; SNAP receptor activity. The coding region runs from base 115 to 831 and encodes 238 amino acids.